AUGGGGGGAUAUGGGGUCAUUAUGGGGAGUUACGGGGUCUCUAUGGGGUUCCUAUGGGGGUUAUGGGGUCCCUAUGGGGUAUACGGGCUCCCCAUGGGGGGAUACGGGCUCCCCAUGAGGGGAUAUGGGGUCUCUAUGGGGAUAUGGGGUCCCUAUGGGGUUCCUAUAGGGGGUUAUGGGGUCCCUAUGGGGGUUACGGGGUCCCUAUGGGGGAUAUGGGGUCAUUAUGGGGUUCCUAUAGGGGGUUAUGGGGUCCCUAUGGGGGUUACGGGGUCCCUAUGGGGGGAUAUGGGGUCACUAUGGGGGGAAAUGGGCUCCCCAUGGGGUUCCUAUGGGGGGUUAUGGGGUCCCUAUGGGGGGAUAUGGGCUCCCCAUGGGGUUCCUAUGGGGGUUAUGGGGUCCCUAUGGGGGAUAUGGGGUACCUAUGGGGGGAUAUGGGCUCCCCAUGGGGGAUAUGGGGGUUAUGGGGUCCCUAUGGGGGAUAUGGGGUCCCUAUGGGGGGAAAUGGGCUCCCCAUGGGGUUCCUAUGGGGGGAUAUGGGGUCCCUAUGGGGGGAUAUGGGCUCCCCAUGGGGUUCCUAUGGGGGUUAUGGGGUCCCUAUGGGGGAUAUGGGGUACCUAUGGGGGGAUAUGGGCUCCCCAUGGGGGGAUAUGGGGGUUAUGGGGUCCCUAUGGGGGCUCCAAGGGGGCUAUGGGAUACCAGUGGGUCCAGGACGGGCGGGAGCUGCCCCACGGCGAGGCCCAGAUCCGCCUGGCGCCCGUCCGUGCCCAGGACGCCGGGACCUACAGCUGCAAGGCCACCAACACCGUGGGCACCGCCAGCUCCCCCGACCUCCUCCUCGACGUCCGCUAUGCUCCAAGGAACCUCUUCGUGGAGACCUCGCCGCCCGGCCCGGCUUUCGAGGACAAGGAGACGACGCUGAGCUGCCGGGCCGAUGCCAACCCCCUGCCCCACCACUUUGAAUGGACCCGGGACGGGCAGAAGCUGCCCCACAGCGAGGCCCAGAUCCACCUGGCGCCCGCCCGUGCCCAGGACGCUGGGACCUACAGCUGCAAGGCCACCAACACCAUGGGCACCACCAGCUCCCCCAACCUCUUCCUUGAUGUCUACUACCCGCCCCGCGGGGCCACCUUGGAGGCUCUGUCCUCGCUGCCGGCGCUCGCGGGCACCCGGGUGAAGCUGCGCUGCGCCCUCGGGCCGGCCCGGCCUCCCGCCGGCCCCGCCGUCCGCUGGUUCCUCGACGGGCGCCACGAAACCGACACCGCCGGCCCCACGUUGGCUUUCGACGCCGCCCCCCGCCCUGUCCCCUGUGGCGGUUUCCAGCCCCCCCAUAAUGGUUUCCAGCCCUCUCACGGUGGUUUCCAGUCUUCCCAGUCUUCCCGUGGCGGUUUCCAGCCCCCCAUCAUGCUAUUUGGCUUCUUCGUGGCAGUUUCUAGCCCUCCCGUGGCAGUUUCCAGUCCUCCCAUGGCAGUUUCCAGCCCCCCGUGA
This is a messenger RNA of Rhea pennata, 1488 nucleotides long. RefSeq lists its product as uncharacterized. The record is from RefSeq and is a predicted model, not a curated record. Gene Ontology annotation, cellular component: extracellular exosome; early endosome; external side of plasma membrane. The transcript has 7 exons. NCBI's taxonomy places the organism in Eukaryota, Metazoa, Chordata, Aves, Rheiformes, Rheidae. Bases 1 to 1488 code for a protein of 495 amino acids. Gene Ontology annotation, molecular function: CD4 receptor binding; protein phosphatase binding; sialic acid binding. Gene Ontology annotation, biological process: negative regulation of B cell receptor signaling pathway; B cell activation; regulation of B cell proliferation.